Acanthaster planci (crown-of-thorns starfish) is the source of this 1668-nucleotide messenger RNA. RefSeq lists its product as uncharacterized. Lineage: Eukaryota; Metazoa; Echinodermata; Asteroidea; Valvatida; Acanthasteridae. Gene Ontology annotation, biological process: protein folding; protein peptidyl-prolyl isomerization. Gene Ontology annotation, molecular function: cyclosporin A binding; peptidyl-prolyl cis-trans isomerase activity. The record is from RefSeq and is a predicted model, not a curated record. Gene Ontology annotation, cellular component: cytoplasm.
CGUUCAAGAGAUAUCAAGUUCCAUCAGGCUGCAGAAUGGAAAAGUUUUACGCUCGCCUUUUCGUCGUGGCAUUACUUCUCCAACUGUGCUUCUCAACAACAGUCAAAGAAAGACCAAUAGUGUAUUUCGAUAUGACUGUUGAUGGUGAACCACUGGGAAGGAUUAUCAUGGAGCUUUACAGCGACAUUGUCCCCAAAACAGCAGAAAAUUUUCGCGCUCUGUGCACCGGCGAGAAAGGCUUUGGCUACGAAGGGUCAAGAAUCCACCUGGUGAUUCCCGACUUUGUCAUCCAGGGUGGGGACAUUAUCAAAGGCGACGGAAGCGGAGGAAAGAUCAGCAUCUAUGGAGGGGUAUUUCCUGACGAAAACUACGAGUUAAGCCACAGCCAUGUCGGUAUUCUGACUACAGCUGGCCGAUUAAACAGCAACGGCUCACAGUUCCGCAUUCUUCUUACACCAGCGACAUAUUUCGAUGGACGAAGCGUUGUAUUCGGCAGCGUCCUUUUCAAGAGUCGCGGAAUACUCAGAGAGAUCGAAAGGUUUGGCUCAUAUAACGGGGUCCCCUCUGCAGAAAUUGUAAUUGCCAAGAGUGGCCAACUGUAGGCUAAAAGUUGACAACCGCGUCAGCAUAAAUGACACAUGGACAGGAUUAUGCUCUCCAGGAUCUUGCGCAUAUUCACACCGAAGGACACAGACUGAAAUGAUAGUUUUCUCGCAAUUUUCGUGCAGUCAAUGGCCUUUCAUUCGAGGAAGAUAUGUGCCUGACUGAUAAUAGAUUAAAUUUGCUUAAUUUGAUGUGCCACUUUUAAAGGGCAGUAAACGUACUUUGACACACCAUUUUCUCACUUACACGGAUGCGUACGUACAGUGUAAAAAGUGUCUUUGAAAAAGCCAGUUUUUCUGUCUUCGGACUGAGUGGCACAAGGACAAGAGAGCCUGGAGAGUGAGUUGAAGUUUAUGCCUAAACUAAGCACUGUUCCUUUUUUAUAUUUCAUUUAAAAAACUUUUCCCAGUUCUUACUAUCUGAGGUAUUAUGCUGUUUUUCUUUGGUAGCAAAAUGCGAACUUACCGUGAACACAGCACGGCUUAUGAGUUCUUACACAUCCCUUUUAAUAAGUUUUACUUAUACCCCUUACUCCUAACUGAGCCAGCACCAACCUUCAUUACUAAUACCGAUAUUCGCAAUUUGAAAAAAUAAAGGAGUGAUAUCAUUUAGUUGUUUCGAUAAAAAAUCAGUUACAUUUCUUCUGUACCAUGUACUGCUUUCAAUGCUUGCAAAUAUUAACAACCCGCUCCAACAGGUCCAGAGAAGUAUGAUUUUGUAAUCACGGAAAAUGCAGAGAUCUGCAGUUUACAGACAAUCUCUAGAGCCUCCAAUAAUCAUUAACAAUUCAAAAGCAAAUGUUAAAUGAGUUUAUUCUUUCGAUAGUGAAACUAUUGUUCUUUUACGCUUACUCUUAUCAGUAAAAAGGUUAAUUAAGACAGGUGGAGGGAAUGAAAUAAAUACCUGAAAAGUGCAGCCAAUAUCUGAGAUCUAUUUUGAAUUAUUUUAUAACGUACUAUGUAUAUCUAAAACUAUCAGGUCACAAGAAACUACCACUUUAGGUCGAUCAAACUUUUUUGUAAAUAUCAGCUACUAAUCAUCCUUUACGAACAGAGCACAUUACAG